UUAUGAGGAUAUGUAAAACUAAGAAAGCCAACUUUGUUCAUCAAGUUGAUCUUUUCUCUGCUUUAACUUCUCAAAUCUUCUCAUCAUCAUUCUCUUUUGAACUUAAGUACUGGUGGUGGUAUUAAUGGCAUCGAGGAGAAUUCUCAAGGAGCUAAGGGACUUGCAAAGAGACCCUCCUACUUCAUGCAGUGCAGGUCCAGUAGCUCAGGAUAUGUUUCACUGGCAAGCAACUAUUAUAGGUCCAAAUGAAAGCCCUUAUGCUGGUGGUGUUUUCCAAGUCACUAUCCAUUUCCCCCCUGAUUACCCUUUCAAACCUCCCAAGGUGGCUUUCAGGACCAGAGUUUUCCAUCCGAAUAUAAACAAUAAUGGAAAUAUUUGUUUGGACAUUCUUAAGGAUCAGUGGAGUCCUGCCCUCACCAUAUCCAAGGUUUUGCUGUCCAUAUGUUCACUGCUAACAGAUCCAAAUCCAGAUGAUCCACUGGUUCCAGAAAUAGCUCAUAUGUGCAAGACUGAUAAGAACAAGUAUGAAUCAAUGGCUCGCAGUUGGACUCAAAAGUAUGCUAUGAACUGAGUCUGAGGUCUUCAAGAAAAGCUCUGUUUUGUGACAAACACGAAUUUCUUGCUCUGGGGCCAAUAUAUAAUAUGUUCAGGAGAACGGCUGCUAAAAAAUGAGAAUGGGUGGCAGUUUGGAUGUAUUUAAAUCUCGGGAUUUGUUUUAAAUAAAAGGGUGAUUUUACUUUCUUUUCUUAUUAAACAAGAGAAUUGUAAUUAAGUUGAUGAUGUAAUCCUUCCUUCAAGUCAUAUGUACAUGAUUGAGAUUGGAAUGUAUCAAGUCAGAUUCUGUCAA
Molecule: messenger RNA, 847 nt
Organism: Lycium ferocissimum
Lineage: Eukaryota; Viridiplantae; Streptophyta; Magnoliopsida; Solanales; Solanaceae
Product: ubiquitin-conjugating enzyme E2 10-like
Exons: 4
Coding region: 125-571 (148 amino acids)
Biological process (GO): protein polyubiquitination
Cellular component (GO): nucleus
Molecular function (GO): ubiquitin conjugating enzyme activity
Source: RefSeq, a predicted model, not a curated record